AUGAGGAGGAAGAGAGGGACGGCAGAGCUGUGCACACACCUUGAGCUGCUGAGAGAACAGCUCCAGGGGCAAUGGCCCUUCUUGAAGGCCAUCUCUCCGCAGGUCCAGUAUCCCGGCUGGCUGAGGAACGAGCUGCGGUCAGGGGCGUGCUCCCCCCAUGUGCAGGCAGAUCCCUCAGGACGAAGGAGGCAGGCAGGCAGGAGCCAGCUCGUCCAGGCAGGCCCAGCGCUGCAUUCCCAUCGUCUGAAGGCUGCAAGAGAGCGCUGCGGGCACUCGGCACUGGAGGCACUUGGACUCCCCACCCUCCAGCCCAGCCCAGGAGAAGGGAGGUCAGCAAGAGGUGGAGAAAGGCUGAAAACCUUCUCCCAGCGGAGGAGAUGGCAGCAGCAGCCCAGCUGGAGAGACUCCAGCCUGACCACCUUUCCCCAUGAGCAGUCCGGGUCCUCAGAAGGCUGGAGCCACGUCAAGCAUGGAGGAACAUCUUCAAGCACAUCACUGAGAACAACAGGCAGCAUCAAGAGCAGCAGAGGCAGCUCCCCUGGAGAUGCAGCUGAACCAAAACGUCUGGUCCGAGCAAGCAGCCAGUUGGGGGAAAUAGGAGAUACCAGCAGCGCCAAGCAGCUCUGUGGGGAUGGGAGGAGGACGCUUGGAUGCAGCAAACACUGCUGCCGGCCGUGGUGUGUCCCUGAGCCAUCUCUCGUCGGCUCCCCACUGUAGGCCAGUUCUGGGGAUACAGAGACAUAACUGUCUGCUUUUAACCAUUUGGAUAUUGUUUCUUGUUUAACCACUUAGAUAUUGUUUCUUGUUUAUUCUUUCUAAAACUCACUUACCAAGGCUGGCGCCUGUAACGUCUGUUAAGGGUUAAGUUUAUCAGGGACUGGUAUUUGUCAAAAGCUACUUGCUGAACAAAGGGAGUGAUAACAGGAACUGCAAGGCUAGUCUGACCACAGAACCGACUAGGACUUGUUAAAACUGCUGAAAUCAACAAGUAAGAAGACAGCACGCUUAAAAGACUGAAGUUCAUCUAGAGGACAGAAGAGGAAGAGGAAGAUAAGACCCCUGAAGAAGUAAAAGACCACCAGAGACAGAUCUGAGCCUGCGCAGUUUCUGAAUCAACUCCGCCCCCAACUUAUACAUACGUAUUAUGAAACCCUAUGACUAUGUAUGCUUUGGUGUAAUAAAUAUCCGACUGCUUGCCGAAAUGGUGUGCAAGCUUUGAGGAGAAAUCCCCUUGCACCCGGCGCCGUAAU
Messenger RNA from Gavia stellata (red-throated loon), 1250 nucleotides. RefSeq lists its product as uncharacterized. Bases 1 to 717 code for a protein of 238 amino acids. The transcript has 6 exons. The record is from RefSeq and is a predicted model, not a curated record. NCBI's taxonomy places the organism in Eukaryota, Metazoa, Chordata, Aves, Gaviiformes, Gaviidae.